CUUCCCUCAUCCCAAAAUUAUCAAAGCUUCGAGUACAAGCCCUAAACGCUAAACCCUAGAGACCGGGCGGCGGUCGGCAAUCAAAGGGUAAUCAGCGGCCGGUGGUCUGUAGGCGAUCAGCGAUCGCCGGUCGACGGUAUCCAGUCGAGAUGAGUCGUCAUCCUGAAGUGAAGUGGGCACAAAGGGUCGACAAGGUUUACAUCACUGUACAGUUGCCUGAUGCAAAAGAUGUGAAGGUUAAUCUGGAACCUGAUGGCAUUUUCACUUUUUCGGCAACUGCUGGAGCUGAAAACAACUUAUAUGAGUUGAAAAUGGACCUCUAUGAUAAAGUAAAUGUAGAGGGAAGCAGAAUUAACACAGGAGUCCGGUCUAUCUUCUGUGUGGUAGAAAAAGUGGAGAAGGGGUGGUGGAAGAAGCUAUUACGUGGUGAUGCAAAAACACCUCACUAUCUGAAAGUAGAUUGGGAUAUGUGGGUGGACGAAGAUGAUGAUGGUGCUGGCGACAUUGACGUGGGAGGGAUGGAUUUCUCGAAUUUUGGUAGCAUGGGGGGUGAUGGAAUGGAUGAUGACCUUGAUGAAAGUGAUGAUGAAGAACAAGAAGCAGAAAAGGUUGAUCAUGCCGAAAAGGCUGGAGAUGUGCAGAAGACUGAAGAAGCCUCGUCAGAGGCCAAAAUGGAAACAGCUCCAAGCACAUGAAAGAGUCCUCCAGCCAAAAUUCACUUCCAUGGUUCUGGGGUGUUGCUGAACAAGGCUAGAUGAUCAUGGUUUUCGUGUUCAUUGGCGUGUUGACUGGUUGAUUGUAGUUCAUGUGGAGCUCAUUUUCAUUUUUGAUAGGCAGGUGGAACCAGUUUGGUUCGGCUGGCAGCAUGUGUUUGAUAUGAAGGUUCCAUGGAUAAUCUGAAAGCAGACUUUAGCAUGUCAGUAUUAUUAAACUAUGCUUGUUGGAUUUUUGGAUUUUUUGUAUUUUUUUGUUGUUGCUUGUAGUGACACUUUAAGCUUCUGCCUUUUUUCUUUGGCGGAAAAUGUGUGUUCUAUUAUCGGAGAUUGGUAUUAUGGUGAAAGAUCUAUAAAGUGUUUUUAAAGUGACAA
This is a messenger RNA of Phoenix dactylifera (date palm), 1088 nucleotides long. RefSeq lists its product as uncharacterized. Gene Ontology annotation, biological process: chaperone-mediated protein complex assembly; protein folding. The record is from RefSeq and is a predicted model, not a curated record. NCBI's taxonomy places the organism in Eukaryota, Viridiplantae, Streptophyta, Magnoliopsida, Arecales, Arecaceae. Gene Ontology annotation, cellular component: nucleus; cytosol. Gene Ontology annotation, molecular function: Hsp90 protein binding; protein-folding chaperone binding.